Zychaea mexicana is the source of this 600-nucleotide messenger RNA. RefSeq lists its product as uncharacterized. The coding region runs from base 178 to 600 and encodes 140 amino acids. The transcript is spliced from 4 exons. Gene Ontology annotation, cellular component: P-body; exosome (RNase complex). Gene Ontology annotation, biological process: mRNA catabolic process. Lineage: Eukaryota; Fungi; Mucoromycota; Mucoromycetes; Mucorales; Lichtheimiaceae. The record is from RefSeq and is a predicted model, not a curated record. Gene Ontology annotation, molecular function: 3'-5'-RNA exonuclease activity; RNA binding.
AAAAGAAGGGAGAAAGCUGGUGCUAUGGUAGGCUGAGCAUACUAUAAUUUCUACGGUGUGCACGGCGUGACACCGCAGAGGCCACAGGGUAUGUUCCGUAGAGCUUGUAGAGGCCCGUACGGCGUCCGAAUAUGGGCAAAUAAUUUGGGUCUGGGGUGAAUCCCGCAAAAAGCAGAUAUGACUUUGGCACAGCUUUUCCCGUUAAUGAAGCUAACGUUACAAGUGAAGCCACUAACAUACAAGGCAAUCACCAAGGACUCGAUCAAAGCAUUUAAAACGCAUCAACGUGCUCAAGCCGAAUAUGUCAAAGAUUCACUUUUCUGGACAAACUACCAACCUGAUUCCCAACGAGCCAAGGUAAAACUUACCUUCUCCGUCGUGUGGAAGCUCAGCUCUGUCGACAAGGUGGUCGACACUUGGUUUGGCAAGACCAUCGUCAACUCUUGUGCCAAGGUGUCGUACGAGGAUGCCCAAAAGGUGAUCGACAACCAGAAGAUUGCAUCGAUUGCUGAAGAUGAUAUCCGUACAGGUGUGGAGCAGCAUAUCCGGAUGCUCUAUGUCAUUUGUCCAAAGUCUAUUAUUGUAGUCAAGACCCUCUAA